Molecule: messenger RNA, 2502 nt
Organism: Dendronephthya gigantea
Lineage: Eukaryota; Metazoa; Cnidaria; Anthozoa; Malacalcyonacea; Nephtheidae
Product: E3 ubiquitin-protein ligase parkin-like
Exons: 18
Coding region: 1256-2380 (374 amino acids)
Biological process (GO): regulation of cellular response to oxidative stress; autophagy of mitochondrion; regulation of apoptotic process
Cellular component (GO): ubiquitin ligase complex; cytosol; Golgi apparatus
Molecular function (GO): ubiquitin conjugating enzyme binding; ubiquitin protein ligase activity; zinc ion binding
Source: RefSeq, a predicted model, not a curated record
AUAUCUUGUGGAUUGAUCUACAGCUGUGGUGAAUAAGAAAAACGCAACUUCAAAGUGUUUAUAAAAUUCACUUUCGUUUUGAUCACAAAAGAUCGUAUAGCGUAUCAAAAUAUUCAUAAAUAUUAAGUGUUGUGUUUUUUUAAACAUCCUGUAUAAGUGCGGUCAUUAUAUCGAUGAAAAGCCAUUUCAAGCUAGAAGAUUAAAUUUUAGCAGAUCAAAGAUGUUUGGAGUUGUUAAGAUCCUUGUUAUAUUCCUAGUCUUUGCAGGUACUGGAAUACAUAUUGUGAUAUAUAUCUUUGUUCAUAGAAUUCUCAAGUAUCACUUCGUUAUUCUUCAUCGUAUUUUUCUGGAUUUAUUUUUCUAGAUAAUGCGGUUGAAUGUUUUAAACUUUGUCAGAUUUGCAGCUCAAAUGGUAGAAAUUCAUUCCGUGAAUGUGACAGUCAGGGUUGUGGUGAUUUCGGAACACCAAGAGUCUCUCGUACACACAAUGAUGUCGACAUAAUUUGGAAACCAGGGAGUUCUGUCAUGACACCAUUUGCUGCGAAGAUCUGACGAAAAUCACGUUCUUAUUCAAACAACAACAAACCAUAUAACAAUGGAUUGUAUAUUCAAGGAAGCGGAGAAGCCGAAGGAAUUUUAUUUCAAAUGUGGGGAACAUCAUGGUAGAGAUGAACAGGCGCCAUUAUCAAUGUUGAAAUCUAACAUCAGAAAUAUUCCCUGCAUCACAUGCUCUGAAAUAUCAUAAUGCGGUUGAAUGUUUUAAACUUGGUCAGCUUUGCAGGUCAAAUGGUAGAAAUUUAAUCCGUGAAUGUGACAGUCAGGGUUGUGGUGAUUUCGGAACACCAAGAGGUUCUCGUACACACAAUGGUGUCGACAUAAUUUGCAAACCAGGGAGUUCUGUCAUGACACCAUUUGCUGCGAAGAUUUGACGAAAAUCACGUUCUUAUUCAAACAACAACAAACCAUAUAACAAUGGAUUGUAUAUUCAAGGAAGCGGAGAAGCCGAAGAUAUAAAAUGGAUAUUUCAGGUGGUCUUGGAAGAUCUGCUGGAAAGAUAUAGCGUGUUGGUCUGAUGGGGUUGAACAGUACAAAAGAUAAUGUAAAUCUUGUACUAAAAGCCUUCAAGGACGCGAUGGAAAACGUGAAAUUACAAAACAAUCUAAAACGCUGAACAUUCCAGUUUUCCAAGAGAUCAGAACACUGCCAGGGAGUGAAAUUUCAAGGAAAAAAGAGGAAGUUUGUUUUGAAUGCAGAGAUGAACCACAGCGUCAUUCAUGCUGUUCAGAAAUCUGGUCAGAUCUCAGUUGAUGCAACUUACAAUGCAAAUGAUGGUUUGACGAAAGUGAAACUGACACAGGAUGACGAAGAUGAAGAUGGUGAAUCUCAACAAUCAGGCAAGCAAAGUUUCUUCUUUGUUUAUUGUAAAACUUGCAAGAAACUAACACGAGGAAAAUUGCGAUGUCGAUGUUCAAAUUGCAAGGAAGGAAGCUUUGUUCUAUCACAGGGUCCAAAUGGUUGGGACGAUGUAUUGAUCAAAGGCCGCAUGCAGGGACAAUGUGAAUCCAAUACAAACUGUCAGGGAAAAACAGCUGAAUUUUAUUUCAAAUGUGGGGAACAUCAUGGAAGAGAUGAACAGGCGCCGUUAUCAAUGUUGAAAUCUAACAUCAGAAAUAUUCCCUGCAUCACAUGCUCUGAAAUAUCGGAUGUUAUUUUAGUUUUUCCUUGUGAAAGCAAGCAUACGAUUUGUGAGGAUUGUUUUCGCGAGUAUUGCGUUACAUAUUUGAGCGAGAGACGAUUUGUUCAAACAGAACGAAAGGGAUACACUAUCGCCUGCCCAGGAAAUUCAGAUGAUUGUCGCGCGGCCUUUAUCAGUGAUCCACAUCACUUCCGGUUGCUUGGCGAUGAACAGUAUGAACGUUUCCAGACAUUUGCCGCCGAGGAAUGUGUCCUUUUAGCCGGUGGGGUACUUUGCCCAGGUCGGGGAUGUGGACAGGGUAUAUUUCCCCCACAAGGGCGCCGUCGAGUAACGUGUGAACAUGGGUGUGGGCUUGUGUUUUGUCGAAAUUGUUCACGGCCCUACCAUGAAGGAGAAUGUCAAUCAAGUGAGGCUACCGCUGGAGCAUCUGCUUCUGGAAACACAGCAGCAAACAGGUUUCAGGUCACUGAAGCGAAUAAUCAACGAGCAAGAUGGAACGAACAAUCUGAAGCCCAUAUAAAAAAGAGCACUAAAAGAUGUCCCAAUACCAAGUGCAAUGUUCCAGUCGAGAAGAACGCGGGUUGCAAUCAUAUGACAUGCUCAAGAUGUGGAUUUCACUGGUGCUGGAUUUGUCGUGUUCCUUGGGACAGGAAAUGUCAGAGAAACCAUUGGUUCAAUCAUUGAGACUUAAGGUUAGAUUCAAACUUUCAAAGCAACUUUAUAACCUCGAAAUCCGAAUGAAAAUAAUCGCAGGACCAUUGCAUAAUUUGUUUUAAUGUAAUCCAGAGCUUACGGCUACGAAAUCU